Nelumbo nucifera (sacred lotus) is the source of this 891-nucleotide messenger RNA. RefSeq lists its product as uncharacterized. NCBI's taxonomy places the organism in Eukaryota, Viridiplantae, Streptophyta, Magnoliopsida, Proteales, Nelumbonaceae. The record is from RefSeq and is a predicted model, not a curated record.
AUGGCUGUUAACACUGAUAGUACAACUUCAUCUAGCACAAGAGGCAAUCCUCUAGACACUCUAGCUGUUGUCCAAGCUGCUCUAAUUCAGCUGGAAAAUGAAGUUGGUAAUUCAGCCUCAUCUUUUUCUCAUUCAGGUAGAGACAAAGUGUCCAUUGUUGAUGGCUCCUUCGUUUCUAUUUCUAGCAAGGGAGACAAUAAGUUGUCAAAUGUUAUUUUCUUAUCUUCGGUUUUGCAUGUUCCUAUGCUUAGUACUAACUUACUUUCAUGCAAGCCAAUCCCAAUCUCCUCUAAAGAUUCAGAUCCCGGUACCACAGUAGCCCCGGUUCUUUCUGUAGAGCCAGAUCCAGGUACCAAAGAUACUAUAGAUGAGAGACAUCCCAUCAUGGAGCCUUCACCUUCAUUAGAUGAUCUUGAUCUUCCCAUAGCAGUUCGUAAGGGCAAGCAUCGUUGCACCACAUCCACAGCUCACAACAUUUCUCAGUUCUUAUCCUACGAUCAUUUGUCUCCCUUCUAUAAGUCUUUUCUCGCAUCCAUUGCCGAUGUUCCCAUUCCCAUAACAAUACAGGAAGCAUUGGAAUUACCAGAAUGGAAAGAUGCAAUAAAAGCAGAAUUGGAUGCCCUCAUCAGAAAUAAUACUUGGGAAAUAGUUGAUCAGCCUAAAGUAGCAAAGAUGACCACUGUCAGAGUCUUAUUAUCUCUUGCAACUAGUUACUCUUGGUCGUUGUAUCAGAUUGAUGUUAAAAAUGCCUUCCUCAAUAGAGACUUACAAGAAGAAGUUUACAUGCAGUUGCCUCCUAGAUUUUAUGGUAUAGAGACAGGAAAGAAGGAUGAGGAAUCAUCUGGGCAUCUACUCCUUAAACUUGAUUGGUUGUGGUUGGGUUUCCCUUGA